Messenger RNA from Amoebophrya sp. A120, 316 nucleotides. The record is from the annotation of a GenBank genome assembly. NCBI's taxonomy places the organism in Eukaryota, Dinophyceae, Syndiniales, Amoebophryaceae.
UACAAGAGAAUUAUUUAUGCUGCAGCCGCGCAGUGUUUCAUCUUCACGGCCGGCUGCAGGCUCUACUUCCUCGGCGAUGUUAUCCUUUGCUCGAUCUGGUGCCGGCACCCGUGGGGACGAGGACCAAGGUCAAAACAAACGGCCGAAAAAAGGAAAUAGAAGCUGCAGGAGUGCAACAUCUUCUAGAAGUUCAUCUGAUUUUUGUUAUGAUCGUAGUUCGACUUCCUGCUCCGGAAGUAGACGAACAUCAUCAAGUACGUCCAGUUCUUUGUGGGCGGGAGAGGAAGCCGGACGGCCUGCUUGUGCUUCCGACGAG